GCCUAGUCGCAAAUAAAUUGAUCUUUUUUAUCGUCAUUAAUUGUGCUACUCAUCAUACUUGUGAACUAUUUGUUCAAUGACUGUUCGAUCCGGUGUGGGCGUUAAAGUAUAAUAAUGCGAUUAACUUUUUAAACUGUUCGAUGGUGAUCGUGAUUACGUAGUGUGUGUAGAAAAAACGUUUCUACAUUUCAGUGAAAAUUAUUUCAAUACACAAGAAGGUGGAAUAUGCCAGUCAUAUCAGCGUAUUCAUCUAGUGGCAGUAGAUAUAUUCAACCGCCUUCCAGUACAUUAACAAGAUCCAACUACUCCGAUCGCAUAUAUUAUUCACCAUUACUGAGCAACAAUAAGACAUACAGUAUUAGCAACAGUGGUCUUUAUCGCAAAAGUUCAUAUCGUUUUGAUACACCAUUUUCGUCAACUACCUCAUCUUCGCUUUAUCAUCGACGUGAAGAACGCGACUAUAGCAGCAAAAAUCGUACUCUCUGCAAAAAUUCAGAAGUCACAUCUGACAGUCUUAAAGCCACUGUUGAUACCAACGAAGCCAACACAAACGGUGGUAUCGAUAGUAUCAAAAACAGCGAACGCAGAACCACUAACAGCAACAGAUCCAGUAGAUAUUCAUCGACGGUCAGCAAUUACGCUGCACCGACAAGUCUACGAAGCAGUGGUAACUACGUUUCGAAUCUACGUAACACAGCGUUAAGUGGAGCGGAAAUUUAUCAACGCUAUAGUAUCUCGAACUAUAAACCUUCAUCUAGCGUUGCGACUCGUAUAACGCAAUCGAGUUUAGCUUACACCGGAAGUUUACAAGACAAUUCAAAUUUGAACAAAGACUCAUCGCUAGUUGUUUCUCCCGAGGAUAGACAUCAUUAUAACAACAAUAGCAAGGCUACGAUCAGGCUACGCCCCCCAACUUCAUCGCAGAACUUGACAAAUGCAAACAGCAAAAACAAAUCAACCAAUGAGAGUUUUAAACUAGAAGAUUCAGUUGUGACGUCGAUACCAUCGGCUUCAGCGUUAGUGACUGCAAUUGUAACAACCGACGAUUUGGGUGACGAAGAUGUCGGAGAAACAAAAGUUACAGCAAACGAUGGGAAAGACCUUCAGGUCACAGCCACAAUACGUAUAAAGCCAAAAGGCAGUACAAGUAAAAUUCCGGAUAAAGAAAAAAGAAGAGAAAGUGGAAAUAACAUCCCUGAGAGCAGAAGUGUAAUGAACGAUAGCAAUGUAAUCGCUACUAGUAAAACAAACAACAGAAGCAGCAUCAGAAACAUAAAGGGAAUCAAUGAUGACGAGUUUGAAGAUGAAAACCGAAGUAAAACGAAAAGUUUUCAUUAUUAUCAAACGGUUGACAAAAACAGUGAUAAAAUCGUGAACAACGGCAAUGACCAUGGAGAGGAAAAGAAGACUUUGGCGGUUAAUGACGUUAGUCACGCAUCAAACACCUCUGUCCUUAGCACCGCGCAAAAUGAAUACAAUGAAUCAGAAAAAGAAUGCAAUGUUGAUCAGGCCAUAAAUCUUCGGCACAGUGUGGACUUGCACAACACUGUCAAACCGUCACGAAACUACCAUGAUCAAUCUACUACGGAAAAUGAUGCAACAACAUCGUCAUCUAGAUUGUCCACGUCACUCAAGUCCAGUUAUGAGCAAUUGUCGGACACUACUGAUUCCUCACGGAGCUCUAAAGCAGGACUCUGUGGUUUAUGGAAUAUCGGGAAUACAUGCUUCAUGAAUUCUAUGAUUCAAUGUCUCAGUAAUACUCGCGAACUUACAUCAUUUCUUCGAAGUCAACCAUCAACCGAAUUAGGUACAAACAAGGAUCACCGCAUAUUGGCAGAAUAUACCAAAUUAAUUAAAAAUAUGUGGAGCGGAUCACAACGAAGCAUUAACCCGUCAGAUUUAAAACACACUUUCUCUAGCAAACACCGAAUGUAUUCCGGGUCAGCGCAACAAGAUGCUCAGGAAUUUCUAAGAUUUUUCCUUGAUUCAUUACACGGAGCAUUGAACGUGGCUGUCAAGCGAGAUCCUUUAGGUGAAAUCGAUGAUGCAAUGAACAGCCGGGUUAAAGCAGACAUGCUUUGGGAAUGGUAUUCAAAAGCUGAAAAUUCGGUCAUAAAAGAUUUAUUUGUUGGACAAUUAAGAAGUACUCUUAAGUGCACACAUUGCGAUACCGAAAGUACGAUGUUUGAUCCCUUCUGGGAUUUAAGUCUUCCACUGCCCACAUCGAAUUCGCGAUGUAAACUUGAAAAUUGUCUCGAAAUGUUUAUAAAAGAAGAGAUCCUCGACGGUAUCGAUCAGCCCACUUGUUCUCAUUGUGAAACUCGACGAAAAUGCACUAAAAGCUUGACAAUCGAGCGGUUCCCGCGGUAUCUCGUGAUUCAUCUUAAACGAUUCUCAGAAACUCGUUUCAGCAAACUAACAAAUACAGUAGAAUUUCCAACAAAGAAACGGGAACUUAAUCUUCAACCGUAUGCAUCUGAAGAUAUUUCUGGACCCGUAUACUAUUCCCUGUAUGGAAUUUCGAAUCACAUAGGGUCUACUGCUGGUGGUCAUUAUGUAGCGGUAUGCAAGCAUCCAACAAUUCAAGAAUGGAAUGAGUUUAAUGAUAACUACGUCAGCGAAACAUCUGAACGAAAUUUAGUAACUUCGAAUGCGUAUGUUUUAUUUUAUGAACGAGCAUAGAUGAUUAUGUAAUUCUAAAAUCUGAAUGCUUGAAUGGCAAAUAGUAGCUAUUGUUGAUACUUCUCAUCUGGGCGAAUGUCAUAGAAAUAUAUUUUUGUUUUAUUUUUGGCAGUAACAGGUGAAACUGUAUUUAUUGAAAAUAGUUUUGCAAAACUUCCCUUUUUAUGGAACAGUUUACAAUAGCAACAAUUUAAAAGAUUUUUUUUUGCAAAGAUAUUGUACAUGGAACAAAACCUGUCGUUAUAUGAUUGAAAUACAUUUUUUACAGCUCUACAUCAAUCAAUAACUUAACUUAAUUUGCUUAAAACCAGGAAGGCUAUACAUAUUUGAAUAUAAAUCAGGUCUUUAACAGUUCGAAUACAAAUUUGUUUGCUUUUGGUAACACUGUUUCAUUUAGUUUUUUUAUAUUGGAACGGAAGGUGCUUGGUGAUGAACGAACAAGUGAGACUGCUGGAUUGAAAUUCGUAAUCCAUACAAGGGCGAAAGGAAUGGUAUGAGAAAGAAAGUAAUUGAUGUGAUUUACAAUCUUGUGAACAAAACAUCUGGCAACGAAGGAGAGCGUCGGAGUCCAGUGGGCAGUGCAGCAGUCGGAUAAAUACAGUUCUAAAUAAUGCUUACUAGACCCUGUCUGGAAGUAUCCACAGAGUUACGUCUAUAACUACUGUUGGAUCAGAAGUUAUUAAACAGGAUUUGUUGAAGGAAAACGCACCACUAAUCAAAACUAUGCGCUACGACAAAUGAAAAACUUAUUUAUUGAUUUCAAAACAGCCUGCGGGGACAUCUGUAUC
Anopheles moucheti is the source of this 3470-nucleotide messenger RNA. It is a transcript of the gene Usp2, whose product is annotated as ubiquitin carboxyl-terminal hydrolase Usp2. The transcript is spliced from 12 exons. Lineage: Eukaryota; Metazoa; Arthropoda; Insecta; Diptera; Culicidae. Gene Ontology annotation, cellular component: cytoplasm. The record is from RefSeq and is a predicted model, not a curated record. Gene Ontology annotation, biological process: protein deubiquitination. Gene Ontology annotation, molecular function: cysteine-type deubiquitinase activity. Bases 226 to 2682 code for a protein of 818 amino acids.